Molecule: messenger RNA, 522 nt
Organism: Babjeviella inositovora NRRL Y-12698
Lineage: Eukaryota; Fungi; Ascomycota; Pichiomycetes; Serinales
Gene: GCV3
Product: glycine decarboxylase subunit H
Exons: 1
Coding region: 1-522 (173 amino acids)
Biological process (GO): glycine decarboxylation via glycine cleavage system; protein lipoylation
Cellular component (GO): mitochondrion; glycine cleavage complex; cytoplasm
Source: RefSeq, a predicted model, not a curated record
AUGUUGUCUAUUUUUGCCAGAUCCGCCGUCAGAGCUCCAGUCAGAAUCCAGGCCUCCGCCGUUUUCUCCAGGUUCCAGUCCACCUUGAACCAGAUUAACAAGGACUCUGUUGUUGGCCAGUUUUCCGCGCAAUUGUCUGUCAAGUACACCGCCGAGCACGAAUGGUUGGCUUCUGCCCCGGAUGGAACCACCUACGUCGGGAUCACCAAGUAUGCUGCUGAUGCCUUAGGUGAUGCCACCUUCAUCGAGUUGCCAACUGUCGGCGACGUUGUUGAAAUCGGUGACUCCAUUGGUUCCGUCGAGUCCGUCAAGUCUGCCUCUGAGGUCUACGCGCCAAUCAGCGGUGAGGUCUUGGCUGUCAAUGAGGAGUUGGAGGCCAACCCACAGUUAAUCAACGAAGACCCAAUGGGCAACGGUUGGUUUGUUAAGAUCAAAGUUGCCGACGUCAAGGAAUUAGAAACCAACGAAGAGUUGUUGUCUGAGGCCCAGUACCAGGAGUCUUUAUCCGAGGAAGACCACUAA